Molecule: messenger RNA, 4559 nt
Organism: Schistocerca gregaria
Lineage: Eukaryota; Metazoa; Arthropoda; Insecta; Orthoptera; Acrididae
Product: gem-associated protein 5-like
Exons: 2
Coding region: 113-4297 (1394 amino acids)
Molecular function (GO): protein binding
Source: RefSeq, a predicted model, not a curated record
AAUGAGCUCGAGAAGAUAGAGGGCUGUUAGAACGUCCUCGAGAAAGAACAGAGGUCUAUACAAACUGGUCUGUACAAUUUUUUUUUGAUUGAGCCAAGAUUUGAGAUCCGACAUGUUUCACAGAGCUAAGAAUUCCUCUUGGAUGAGCUUGCCACAGCUCGAGGGCAGUGUGCUUAUCCCGCCGUCGGCAAAUUGGUAUUUCCCGCACAUUUUAGACUUGCAUUCGAGUGGAAUUGCUGCAUACGGUGCUAAAAAUUUCAUUAUCUUAGUGAAUAUUUUUAGCCAGCACAUCGUGGGUACACUCGAAGGGCAUGACGCACGAGUGACCAGCGUUGCUUAUUUUUCGAGUCCAGGACAGGUCUUCCUUGCAUCGGGGUCGGCAGAUAAGCGGGUCAUAAUAUGGGACUUGAGCUCUCAGCGUGUCGUACGCCGAUAUUCUGCCGAACACAAGGCUGAAAUUACGUCUGUCGUUGCGUCCUCUAGUGGGUCCUGCAUAGUUGUUUCCGGAGACAAGGAUGGCCGAAUCGUAAGCCGUCACAUACAAGAAACGCCAUCUUUGGAUGCGACGGUGCUCAACGCGCGUCCUAUACCGACACCCAUAUCCUGUAUGUUGUUUAAUCCAGAGGACUCCAACGAGCUUUUGGUUGCCUAUGUGAAUGGAGCGGCGUUGGUGCUUAAUCCAUGGAGCGGACAGGAACUCGCUAGACUUGCGACUCAGCCAGACCAAAUUCAGAGCAUGGCUUGGUGCCGUGGCCCUAUUUCUCUAGACGGGCGGGAGAUGAAACUGGGAUGCGUGGCCAUGGCUCUCAGAAACCGACAGGUACUCAUCUGGGAGCGAGAGCGUUGCUCUGACGAUACGGCAAUUGAGUACAAAAUUUGUCAAAAAUUCAGCAUUCCCCAAAGCAGCGGUCAGGAGCGCUCGCACGCGUGGUAUUCGGUUCAUUGCACUGAAAUAGACCCGUUGGCAAAAUCACCUAUGAUAUUGGUCAGCGGGGCGUCGGGAGAACUCUGGAAGUGGGACUACGUAGGUGCAAGCUGCAAAAAAUUUUCGUCGAGUCACACACGAAAUGUGUUCGCUAUUAAAUCCGUUGAGGGGAGAUGGGCCGUAAGCAUAUCAAUGGACAGAACUAUGUGCGUGUGGGAUUUAAGAAAGGCUAGUAAGUACUGGGAGUUGACGUCCAUGGGCGGAUACGUUUAUUCAAUCGAUGAAUCUUAUCUCGAACCGGGACUGGUAGCAUCUGGAAUAGGUGACAAUACAAUUCGAGUAUGGUACGCUCGUGACGCGGCAAUGCUCGAACUCAAGCGCUAUGCAGAUGCUCCGGCCAAGACAAGUUUCAUCCCCGCUCUCUAUUCCUCGAUACUUAUUUGGAAGGGUCUUUCUUCCAAGGUGACGGUUGUGCGGUGGCACCCUAAAGAGGAGGGCAGACUCGCCUACGGAACAGAAACGGGCGUUACCGGGUUGUUGGAUGUCUCCUGUCCAAACAGCAAGCACGUACAAUUCGAUGCACGUCCGGGAACGGGUGUCAUAUACGAACUCCAAUUCGGUCCUAGACUUAAAGGGGGCGAUCAAAGAGACGAACUGGUCCUGUAUGGAUGCUCAUCAAGUGGAUGCAUAUUUGCCUAUGACCCACACCAAGAAUCAAAAAGACCAAAUCAAAACGUCUUUAUCUCAAACCUAAAUGAUCUAAUUGCCAAUCCCACCGACACUCUGGGAUAUCUGUCCGAACGUACGGCCAAGACCUGGACGUCCUUCCCGAAGCGUACGGAUUUCGCCUUUGACGCGUCGCUUCGUCACUUACUGAUCGGGAAUUCGGAUGGCUCUACCGAACUCUAUCUCGUCGAGCAAGGACUGCACGUGCUCGAUGCCGCCCGCGACCACCAAAAGCUGGUCAAUAGGAUCAAGUGGAACCCGGCGCCCGCCUCGUGGAGUAGCUGGGUCGCCACGGCUGGAGAAGAUACCGUUAUCUUCGUCUACAACUUUUCACCUAUUUUGGAAAAUUCGAAGCGGGUCGCUCCGCAAGAGCACGAAGCUUGUCUCCAGUGGAAGUUGACUGGCCACGCUAAGUCGGUCGUUGACGUUUCUUGGUGUCCCACGUCGCCUCAUUUGCUUUUGUCCGCAUCGUACGACCGUCUCAUUUGCGUGUGGGAUGUAAGGACUGGACAGGCCGUCAAGCACGUUCGCUGUCAUUUGGGCAAGGUUUUUUGCGUGAGUUGGAGUUCGAUGUCGGACGAGCUUCUUUUUUCCGGAUCCGAAGACCAAACACUUCGGAUGACCCACCUCAGGUCUUCGUCGUGCAGGUCUGGUCCAAGUGCGCCUCAACGGGCGCCGGAUACGACUGAAUUGCCUCGGACGGACGAGACGCCCUGUCCAGUCGACAAUGGUGCCUCUCUGUCGGCGUCGUCCGAGCCUCCUCCAAAGAAGAACAAGAAGGCGCCGAACAGCGCUCUCGCCUCGAGCGGCCAGCUCAAGGGGUCCAAUUCUCUAUUUCCGCGCCUCCUGAAGCCAGAAGGAGAGGCCCAGACUUUGGCGAGCAUCGCGGAGUUCGUCCGAGGAAAGUUGAAGUCGGAACGGCUCGACGCAGAACAAGACGACCUUCUUUUUUUAAUGCCGGACGACCAGCCAUGCAAGAACCCCUCGUCUUCAACGGAGAACGACGAAGUCAUCGAAAGCCCCGGAGAUUCCAAAAAAAACACAGCUGAUGCAGCACUAAUAACUGAAUGCUGGCGCGGCAAAAUCUUCGAAGCCAUUCAAACAAUCAUCCACCAAGGAAGACUAGAUGACCACUGGGUCUCUUGGUCUAUCUCCGGCGGAUACUCACUCUGGAAACAAACCUGUCUGAACUAUGCAAAACAGCUCGAAACGCGGGGCGAUGUACACAAAGCCGCUAUGUAUGUGCUAUGUACGGGAAACCUUAUGGAUGCACUAGAUGUGUACCAGCGAGCGAGCCUCUUCCCCGAUGCCCUGGCGCUAGCGAGGGCCCGCUUGCCUGCGGGCCACCCAAAAAUCGAGCAGAUAUGCACUGCCUGGGCCAACUACUUUUCCCACCAAUCUCUUCGUCUAUUGGCUGCGAAAUGUCACCUAUGUAUACAAAACUAUGCACAAUGUGCUCGCCAUCUGCUUCUAGGCAACUGCCUGCCUCAUCUCAAGACAGCCGUCCAAGUCGUCGAACUGGGCCUCCUGAAUCAAGGAGACUCGGCCGAGCUACUCACCUUGAGACGCCAACUACUCGUCAAACUCGUCUAUCGAGACUAUUCCGACCACCUGGCUCCCGUAAGUGACCUCGCAACAUUACUCCCAUUCCAUCUUUUGACCGAAAUGCCCCACCUGCUCUUUGUAAUCCUCGUCCACGUGCACUUCCUGCACCCGAAUCCUGAAUGGACUUCUUACCACUCCGACUUCAUACUUCAACUCUCGAAACCCGUCCAACACUCUCCACUUCCCACCGACCGACUAGCCCGUCUAAACCACCCUCAAUUUGUCGACGACUUAAAAAAAAUACCCCCUCACUCUAAAGACGAAAUAAACUCUGAUAGACACUCGCUGAAAAACGCGGCCUCUAUCCAUCUUCACUCAAUCUGCACGUUCCUCACCACGCUCCUAGAAGAUGACGUCACCGCCAUUGAGCACUUACUCUCAUCUAUCCAAUGCUCAGUACAACAACGCAAUGAAUCCAACUUUCUUCAACUCGUCGACACGUUCCUGCUUCCAUUGUCCUCCAUUCCAGAUCUUCCCCAUCCCCUCCCCGAUUGUAUCAAACACUGUACCGACUGCUCCCAGCUCCUCCAUAACUCAAACGCUCUAUCCGAACUCCUCCGCUCGGCCAACCCCACCGACGCCUCCUCUUUUUUCUCGACCGUGAGACCAAAAAUCGUCUCUCUCUCUCGCGAGCACCUGUCCCUCCCCGCACCCCCCUCCAAGCACACUCUUUCCGACUCCGUCACGCAGCUCAACGUCACCCUUCAAAACCUAGAAACGCGGCAAAAACUCACCGACCCCUCCCAAUCCAGCAAGCGCAAAGAUCGGCAAAAAAAACGCAAACGAAUCCCCGACCAGCCGCUCCGCUCCUCCUCGCCUCCCCCCGAUUCCACCGCCCAGCAUAUACAACACCGCAUCCAAGAACUGCACCAACAACUACUACACUUCGAUCCACACCAAGACAUUCUCUCCUCCCUCAUCGACUACAAAUCUCACUGCCUCCUAAAGCUCAUUCACUCCUCCCCCACCGAAGACCACGAGCUGUCCAGCAUAGCCUCCGACCUGCAAGCGUCCCACUCCGCCACGCCAACCAACCCCUGAAACUUCAAAGCGCCCCCCACCAGCACGCACGCGUCGAUCCGUACAUACUGUGCACCAAGCGCGCAAUACAUGCAAGCACCGUUGUGCCCUCAUGCCGUCAAAGCACUCAACCACCGCUCCGCCGCCGUGACACGUACUCGCGACAUCAACACCGCGUCGACGCUUCACGCGGACAGAGAGCUGCCAAAAAAAUAAGAGAUGUCAUAUUUGCGCAAAAACAUGUACCCAACCACACAAAAAGUAUACAAUCAAUGAAAACCUA